AUGGAUUUUGCCAGACUUGAUUCAGUUCUCAGUCGCAUCGCUUUACAACACGGGAUAUCAGAAGAAACACUGUUGGCAGAGUGGCUUGAGAGGCGGGAAGUUACAGAUUCUGAGCAUUGGAAGCAGCUCAAUGGCAUCCCUUGCAUUAUUGGGGGGCUGAAUGCACUUCUUGGCAUGCUCGAAGGUUGUGGGGGGACAUUUCCGUGGAAGACAUUACCCACCAUUCUAGCCCGCCGUGGCUGCACCCUCCACCACUACCCCAAGAAUGUGCUUAUGCCCGGCAAGAAACGCCCAAUGCUUGCCAGGAGCAAGGGUAUCCACAAUCUCACACUCCAUGAGCAGGACCUACUUGCUGACGCACUGAGAACCAAUUCCAUUACCAUUCAACACAUCACUAACAAUAACUCCCGACGGAAAAUCCAGAUCUCCCGCGAACCGAUCAUCUUCGGAGAGGCGCCUGAAUAUGAUUCGCCAGACCUGCAUGGCCGAAGGGGGCUUGCUCGUCUCAUGAUGGUUGAGACAUCUUCAGAGCCAUCUCUUGUCUUGUCUCCACCCGCACCUUCUCGCCGGCUUCCUCCAGAGCCAUCUCUUGUCUUGUCUCCACUGGCACCUUCUCGUCGGCUUCGACGGUGGAUUCCUCGUCUCAUGAGGGCUGAGACAUCUCCAGAGCCUCCCUCAGAGCCAUCUCUUGUCCUGUCUCCACCCGUCCCUUUUCAUCGGCUUUGUCAGCAGAAACUACGAGUACUAUCACCUGAGGAUUCUCCUGUUGUGUCUCCUGUGCCUUCAUGUCAUCGGAAACACCAAGUUUUUGUGGAGUUGCCCCUUGCCCCCUCCCUCCUGGAGGUUGAAAGCGACACAGUGGCACUCCUCUUCGCCUCAACUGCGGAUGACACUGAGGAGGAAGAAGUUGACGGGCUGCUCAGCCAGCUUUUGGGACUGUGA
Messenger RNA from Suillus subalutaceus, 942 nucleotides. RefSeq lists its product as uncharacterized. Bases 1 to 942 code for a protein of 313 amino acids. The transcript is spliced from 4 exons. Lineage: Eukaryota; Fungi; Basidiomycota; Agaricomycetes; Boletales; Suillaceae. The record is from RefSeq and is a predicted model, not a curated record.